Prosopis cineraria is the source of this 3778-nucleotide messenger RNA. Its product is annotated as lipoxygenase 3, chloroplastic-like. Bases 113 to 2842 code for a protein of 909 amino acids. Lineage: Eukaryota; Viridiplantae; Streptophyta; Magnoliopsida; Fabales; Fabaceae. Gene Ontology annotation, molecular function: protein binding; metal ion binding; oxidoreductase activity, acting on single donors with incorporation of molecular oxygen, incorporation of two atoms of oxygen. Gene Ontology annotation, biological process: lipid oxidation. The transcript has 8 exons. The record is from RefSeq and is a predicted model, not a curated record.
AGUUCAAAAUUUUUAGAGCUCAAGUCUCAAACCUUGAGGGACUAUUUUACUUUAAACGCUGCACAAAGCGUAAUCGCGUAGAAGAGAAAUACACACAAAGACGUUUUCCAAGAUGACCUUGACAAAAGAAAUUGUGGGUCAAUCAAUGGUGGAAGCUUUUCGUUUGGAUGCUUCAAAGAAACCAUUUUACUUUAAGCGCUGCACAAAGCAGCAGCAUAGAAUUUCCUUGCCUCCCACUUUCAAUUUCUCAGUUCAUACAACAAAGGAGCAGAAGAAAAAGGUGGUUCCACAAUCUGUCUCUCCUCUCUCAACUUUUACUGAGGGGACUGAGUCCAGGAGGGGCCUUCCUGCUAGGAAGCCGGUGUUGGAGACGGCAACAGUGACUUUGACUGCCAUGGUAACUAUCAAGAAUAGCAAACAUGCAGAGAAUGAGAUGAUGUCGAUAAUGCUUCAGCAUUUUGAAGCUUUCAACAAAACCACGUCUGGGAGAGCCAUGGUUAUGCAGUUAGUGAGUACUGAAGUUGACCCUAGAACAAUGGAGCCAAAGGUGAGCAAAAACGCUGUAUUGGAGUGUACGAAGGACGUGAAAGUUGGGAAUCCCAGGACCACUUACAAAGUAGAAUUUGAGAUUGAUUCAGAUUUUGGGUUACCAGGAGCAAUCACUGUGGUAAACAAAUGUGAAAAGGAAUUCUUCUUGGAAAACAUUGUGGUUGAAGGCAUCUUCCAUUUUCCUUGCAAUUCUUGGGUUCAACCUGAGAAGCUUCAUCCGGAGAAGAGAAUUUUCUUCACCAACAAGGUUCAUUUACCUUGGGAGACUCCGGCGGGUCUAAGAGACCUCAGAAAAGAAGAGCUAAGGCAGGCAAGAGGAGAUGGUGAAGGUGUUAGAAAACAUGGUGAUAGGAUUUAUGACUUCGAAGUGUACAAUGAUUUGGGAAAUGCAGACAAAACAAGACAAGAUCAUUUAAGGCCAACAUUUGGUGGGCAUCAAUAUCCCUUCCCUAGACGAUGCCGAACAGGUCAUCCUCCUUCUGUCUACGACCAGAAAGUUGAGUCGCCAGUAAAUGCAUUCAAUGAAACGUAUGUGCCCAGAGAUGAAGUAUUUGAUAAGAUCAGAAUUGAAGCUCUUGAUGUGGAAAGGACUAAAGGAAUAACUCGAAAUCUUAUUCCUUUCUUCAAAACUUGUGUCACAAAAUGUGGAACUUUUAAGCAGUUGUCAGAUGUUACCAGCAUUUACAAUGGAAAGUGUGAAGGUGCAAGCAAUAAGAUCCAAGAUUCUUUGAAUGAGUACUUCAAAUUCAGCACCCCAAAUAUUAUCAGAGGAAAUAACAGUGGUUUUUGCAUACGAGAUGAGGAACUUGGCCGCCAGACGUUGGCUGGCAUCAACCCUCUCAGCAUAAAAAAGCUCGAAACCUUUCCUCCAAAGAGUGAUUUAGACCCAUCUCUAUGUGGUUCACAAGAGUCAGCUCUCAAAGAGGAACACAUUUUGCCCUUCCUCCAUGGAAUGUCUGUAAAAGAGGCUUUGGAAGAGAAGAAGUUAUUCAUAUUGGAUUACCAUGAUGCUUAUAUCCCAUUUCUCAAAGGCAUAAAUGCUCAAGAAGAUAGAAAGGCUUAUGCGACUCGUACCAUUUUCUUCUUGACCCGUCUAGGAACAUUGAAGCCUAUAGCAAUUGAGCUCAGUCUUCCAGAAGGAUAUCCAAAUCAUUUGUUCAAACAAGUCCUAACUCCUCCUGAGGAUUCCAACUCUUAUUGGUUGUGGCAACUUGGCAAAGCACAUGUUUGCUCCAAUGAUUCCGGAGUCCACCAGCUUGUCCAACACUGGUUGAGAACCCACGCAUGCAUGGAACCGUUUAUUAUAGCAGCUCAUAGGCAAUUGAGUGUGAUGCACCCUGUUUUCAAGCUUCUAAAGCCACAUAUGAAAGACACCUUGCAAAUAAAUGCCUUAGCACGUGAAGCUCUCAUCAAUGCUGGAGGCAUUAUUGAAUCUGACCUCUCUUGUGGUAAAUAUUGUAACCAUAUUGUUUCUGCUGCCUACAAAGAUUGGUGGCGUUUUGACAUGGAAGCCCUUCCUAACGAUCUUAUCAGAAGAGGAUUAGCUGAACCUGACCAAACCAAACCCUACGGACUGAAAUUGCUCAUCGAAGACUAUCCUUACGCAAAUGAUGGCCUUCCCAUUUGGUUUGCGAUAGAGAAAUGGGUUAGGACCUAUGUAACUUACUAUUAUCGCGAUGGGCUUAUGGUUCAAUCAGAUUAUGAACUUCAGGCUUGGUAUAGCGAGGUAAUCAAUGUUGGCCAUGCAGAUCACAAACAUGCAAGCUGGUGGCCUAAACUAUCAACUCCUAGUGACCUCAUUUCUGUCCUCACAACUCUAAUUUGGAUUGCAUCAGUACAACAUUCUGCUGUGAACUUUGGGCAGUACCCUUAUGGAGGGUAUGUCCCCAUGCGUCCCCCAUUGAUGAAAAGGCUAUUACCUAAAGAAGAUGAUCGAGAGUACAAAGAGUUCAUGAAGGACCCAGAGGGGUAUCUUUUGAGCUCAAUGCCUAACUUGUUUCAGACCACAAAGUUUUUGACCGUGGUCAACAUUCUUUCACAACAUUCUACAGAGGAAGAGUAUUUGGGACAAAGGAAGAAUCUUUCAGAUUGGUCUGAUGAUCAUGAAAUCAUAGAGGCAUUCUAUAGGUUGUCAAUGGAAUUAAAAAGAAUAGAAAAGGAGAUUGAGAAGAGAAAUAAAGACACAAAUUUGAGAAAUAGGUAUGGGGCUGGAAUUCCACCAUAUGAGUUGCUCAUGGCUAGUUCUGGUCCCGGAGCCACUUGUAGAGGGGUGCCUAAUAGCAUAAGUAUAUAAAGACAUGAUAGUUUGAAAUUAUUUUGGGAAAUAUUUCUUCUUCGCCCUCAUUUGGGCCAAUUACAGGUUUACGGUUUGGUUAGAGAAGUGUAUGUAUGACAUCCUGUGAAGGAAGAAUGAGUGCAUCAUUGAGACACUAUUCUUGCGCGCAUAAUGUAAUGGAUGAUAAAUGAAAUCAUUGAUUGUUUUAGUUUUGAUGUUCUAAUUUUAAGUUAAAGGGAAUAUAUAAAUAUACCAUAAUUUUUAUGAACAAAAUUAAAGUACUUUUGCGUAUCCAAAUCAAUGCAUCCAAUGAAAUAAUGAAAUCAAUCUAAAUAUCAAAAGUGAUUGAUUAAGUUACUCAAUUAUACAAAGAAAUAUGCAAAGAACAAAAUAUAAAUUAUAUGCUCAGUUCAUGAAAAUUGAAAUUAUGAUUGUGGUGAAAAAAAUAACGCUGUCACACGUGUUAAAAAUGAUUUAAAAUCUCUAAAGUUGUGAUUUUUAUUGUCCUUUCAUUACGUGAAGCAUGGCUAUUAUCCAUGAUUGCAAGGAGCAUGGCAUGUGGAUAAACAUGUACAGUUAUAUGGUUUUACAAAUUCUGUAAUAAUUAAAAAAGAAGAAGAGAGAAGUAAAUAAAACUUAGAACAUGAUUUGUCAAACACAUUAGUUACCCGUGAUUAAUGGCUUAUCCAAUUCAUGAUUAUGUAUUACGAUAGUAAAGUAUUAUAAACGCCAUAUAAUCCAAGUCCAUUGUUUCUUGGGUGAAGAGGUUUGCCAAAAAACAAAAAAACAAACAAAAGAAAAGAAACUAGAAAAAAAAAAGAUUCAGUUUAGAUGUCAUCUUUUAAUCUGUUUAAGGAUAGAGAGUUAUGAAUGUCUGGACUUACGCAUUUCAUCUUGUACAUUUUUGCAGCUAUACGGUUACCAUCUUAAUAUAUAGUGGUAAUAGUUGUUUGG